Durio zibethinus is the source of this 1951-nucleotide messenger RNA. The record is from RefSeq and is a predicted model, not a curated record. NCBI's taxonomy places the organism in Eukaryota, Viridiplantae, Streptophyta, Magnoliopsida, Malvales, Malvaceae.
UAAAAAAAAAAAGGAAAGAUCGGCAGCCCUUGUUGCGUUUUUUUCCGACUUCGUUCCUCUUUCCCUGAAACUUAGAUUUUCUCUUCAAAUUCCCCAAAAUUUUUCUACCCAUCGGAUUUGUCUCUUUAAAAUUCACUCUCUGCAGUUUCUCUUUUGUUUACAGAUUCAUAAUCGAACGCUUCGAGGGCUCCUACGACGUCCCUUCGGGACUGCUUCUAGGGUUAGCUGCAAUUUUGUGUUCAAUCCGAUAUUAUUGGCUAGGGUUAAGUGCGAAUUUGUUCAAUAUUAUUGUUAAACCCAAAAUUUUUAAUUUGGUAUCGAUCUGAUUUAGAAAAAAGUUUAAAAUAGGGUUAAUCGACGGUGGGGUGAUUGGCUUGGUCGAUUUGGCAUCGAAAACUGAGAAAUGGCAUUGAAGUUUCUGAACAAGAAAGGAUGGCAUACUGGAAGCUUGAGGAACAUCGAAAACGUGUGGAAGGCUGAACAGAAGCAUGAGGCUGAGCAAAAGAAAUUGGAAGAGCUUCGUAAGCAGAUUCACGAGGAGAGAGAGCGGUCUGAGUUCCGUCUUCUCCAAGAGCAAGCAGGCCUCGUCUCGAAGCAGGAGAGGUUGGACUUCCUUUACGAUUCUGGACUUGCCGUUGGGAAGGGUGCCAGUAGCUCUGCUGCUGGAGGCAGCGGAGGUGGAGGGUUUAAGGCUCUUGAAGAAGCCCUCCCAACGUCCAAGGCUACCGAUGCUUCUGCCAAGCAGUCUUCUUCUGUCCCAGGAGCCUUGUUUGAAGACAAACCUCACUCAGCCAAUGAUGCCUGGCGCAAGCUCCAUUCUGAUCCUUUGCUUUUGAUUCGCCAGCGCGAGCAAGAAGCUGUUGCCCGCAUUAAGAACAACCCUGUCCAGAUGGCCAUCAUUCGUAAAUCUGUUGUAGAAAAGAAACAAAAGGAAAAGUCCCCUGAUCGCAAGGAACACCGGAAGAAGCAUCACAGCACUUCUUCCAAGCAUCGGAAGCAUUCAUCAUCUAAACAGGAUUCAUAUUCUGAAGAGGACACUUCUAAGGAGGACAAAAGAAGUAGAAAACAUCAUCAUAAGAGGUCAGAUUAUGAGGGCCGCUAUCGCAGAACAAAAUCAGACUCAGAAGAUGGAUUAAAUGAAACAGAAGGUCAAGAGAUGAAUCGUCCCAAGCAGAAAUACAGAUAUGAUAAUCAAGAUGCGGUUAAGUCGAACCAUGACAAGUCUAAACAUGAUAAACAUUCUACUCAAGCUCCACAAAGUAUUGAUGCAGAUAAAAAUCAAGAAAAAGAUAGAAGGUCUUAUGACCAUAGAGCUACUGCACCUCGGAAUGAUAAACGACGGAAUGUUUCCUCCAAACUUUCUGAAGAGGAGAGAGCUGCCAGGCUUCGUGCAAUGCAAGAGGAUGCUGAGUUGCAUGAAGAGCAAAGAUGGAAGCGGUUGAAAAAGGCUGAGGAGAACGAUGCUCGGGAGGUUACACUGUCCAGCACUUCUGUUGGUAGAAACUUCUUGGAUGCUGCUCAUAGAAGCGUCUAUGGUGCUGAGAAGGGAGGAAGCUCAACUAUAGAAGAGAGUGUCCGUCGCAGGACACAUUACUCGCAAGGCCGUUUUGAAUCAGAAGGAAAUGCUUUUAGACGCUGAUCGUCGUCAUUUUUUUUCUUUGCAUUUGGCAAUUCUGAUAAAUCCUGGUAUGCUCCUGCAACUCCAGUCAGGGGCAUGCUUGCUUCUGGCUAUCGUAAUUACAUGUUAUUGAAAUACUAAGCUGAAAAAGAGUUAUUGGGCCAAAACUGAAUUAGAUUUAUCUUUUCUAUUUUCAAUUUCCAGAAGGCUUCCAAUUAAGCUGGGAGAUAUCAGUUAUAGUUGUACCAUUGAUAAUUUUGUAGAUCUAGUUAAAGUUUAAUAACUAACUUGAAAAUUUUAUAAUAGUUAAAUAAUUAAUGGUGAAAUUUGUAC